AAUUGAGUUUGCCCUAGUUCAAAUUGCAAUCGUAAUGUUUGAUUGAAAGAUUGAAAAUAAAAUGCAAAUGUGUUGUGUUUCAUGUUGUAUUUAGACGAACCAUUCAAUUAAAGUAAAAAACAGAAUACGUGAUUUUAAUUUACUUUAUUCUUGUUUUUUACGAGUUGAUGAGUAUAUUGGAAAGUAUAUAAUUUUAGGUAUUUUUGUUUUUUAGCAUUGUGUAAAAUGUAAAUGAUAUCAUUAUUCAUGCAAUAUUUCAUUUUAUGAAAAACAACUUGAAAAAUGGAUUUUUGCUGUUGUCAAAAUUAUGUCUAGUUGGCGCCAGCUUGGACUCUGUUCUCAGGCUUUACUUCUCAAAAUAAAUGACCAUAAUCAAUAAAUCGUUACACUCGCAAGAUGAGUCUGGAAUACAAAUUUCAGGGAGGAAGAAAACUAAAGCUUCUGCUCUGAUUGAGCUGAUUGAUCACUUUUGUCGGAAACACAUAGAAGCUCCGGCACCCAAUUAUGCAUCUGCGGACGUCUAAGCAUCAAGCCGUCUCGGACGUUCGGAUCAACAUUUAGAAAAACUCCUUCAUCCAAUCAAACGCACAUAUUUCUUCCUUCAGCGGCAUAAAAACGUCUUACAGCUAGCUUGUAAAAUGCUUAUCUCUUAAUGAAAAUUACAGCGCAUCUAAAAUGGAACCAAAAUGUGGUACGAUUUUUUUGGAAGACGCACGGAAGAUUAAGGUAUGUGAGGAAAAUAAUUGAAUUGCGGUCAAAUAAAACAACUAACCGCAAGGAAGAUGGUAACCACCGGCAGCAGUAGUGACGACCGGCUGGAUCCGGUAUUAAAAUGCGAUCGGUUCCAGCAAUUUCCCAGUUGCUGUUUUUCCUUCUAUCUUUGAAACGCGUGUGUAUAAGUGUAUGCUGGGUACAAUCGCCAUUGAGACGGAUUAGACAAAAAGUUGAAUCAUGUUUUAAAGGCUUAAUGAAUCUCUAUCUUUCCGCCAACAUAGAGCCGUGUUGUGAAUGAAAGACGCUUCGGUUCGCUCAAUUAUCCUGAUACUUCCUGUUAGUAAUACCGAUACGAAGAAAUUCGUGGGAAGACUCAAAUUUAUAGACCUACUCAGGACUUCUUGUAAGGGCGGCAGAUACUUGUGCAAUUCUUUGGGGUGGUCCCAUGGUGCUUUAAUUCAAUGUUUGAUAAAAAAAAUGUUGCAGCCUAAUAUCAUCAGACUAUCUACAUGACUGAGCAUAAAGCUACAAAUAGUACGUACUUAAUCAAAAUGCUGCAUGAACAAGAGAGAAUAAGAAUAUUUAAAAUCCAAAUAUAUCUUAAAAAUGCGCAAAUACUGCAUAUUGAAAGUAACUCACUAAUGCUACAAUGUAUCGUUUUCCUAUUAAAAACAAAAUAAAAAUAUGUAAUAAUCAAUUGAUCUUAAUACGUCACACAGCCACUAAUUCAUUGCUCACGUUAACACCGACAUGCCAUACCGGAACUUCAAACGGCUUUUCGAACGAAGCGGUUCGUUUGACUUCAUUGUUCAUCACCGCUUGUUUCAUUCUAACUGUCUCAUAAUCUUCUGGCGCUGAUAAUAGCCGACCAACAGAACAAAUGGUUGGCACAUUUGUCAUUACAUUCAGCCGCUAAAGAAAAGUUAAGUUGACAUUUAUUUCCUUCGGGUGUGCGAUCUUGGUGGGAUCGACUGUGUUGGUGGGCAAACCCGCAAUAUCGCAUAUGCGCUGCCGAGCUGCUGAUGUUGCACCGUAUAAAGUCGAAUCAGCAUGCGUAGAAUGGUUCGAAAAAAAGUGGGCGCGGCAUCGACGUUACAUUCGGUGCGUGUGGAAGUGAGAUGCAAAAAGGGCAAGGGAUGGCAAACAGUGUCCGAUCGAAGCGAAACAGAUAGAAGAAGGAUGAUGUACAGCAGAAGCAGAAAACUUAGAGCUCGACGAACGCGCAGUCAAACCUGUUCAUCGAACCGGCUUUCAAGUUAUUAGAGUGCCAACAUCCUUGCGAGCAGCAUCUUGGGAGAGAUCUUCCUAACAUCGAAGUUUGCUUCCGAACCGUAGGUGAUCGUGCAAAGUGUUAUCACCAAACGAAACGUGACACCGCAGGAGUUAGUGUGGCAAGUUGUGAGUUUGUGUCUACUUACAAUAGUGACGAUAAAGAAUCAUAGUGCACGUAUGUUUGAUCGUAUUCAAACAUUGUCUAUCAGAGCUGUUUUCUGUCGAUACACAUUAGUUCAAGAACGAAAGUGUUGGACGAUUGCAAAGGAAGCGUGAAGGCUUCGACUGUGUAAACAUUAAGACGUGAUUUGGCGUUGUUCGCAAGAGGAUAAUAUACGAUGGCUGUUGCUAGUUUAAAUAUGUCUCCCAUCUUCAGCGGAUACCCUUUCCAAGGUCAGGGACGUGUGAACCAGCUAGGUGGAGUGUUUAUCAACGGACGACCUUUGCCGAAUCACAUAAGACUUCGCAUUGUGGAGAUGGCGGCGUCUGGUGUGCGGCCCUGUGUCAUAUCGCGUCAGCUACGAGUAUCGCACGGUUGCGUGUCGAAAAUUCUGAACCGAUACCAAGAAACGGGCUCCAUCCGCCCGGGUGUAAUCGGCGGUUCUAAACCACGCGUGUCAACGCCGGAAAUUGAAGCUCGCAUCGAGGAGCUGCGCAAGGCGAAUCCCGGCAUAUUCAGCUGGGAAAUCCGUGACAAAUUGAUUAAGGAUGGACUGUGCGACAAAACUUCCGCACCGUCCGUCAGUUCCAUCAGCCGUUUGCUGCGCGGUGGUCGCCGCGAUGAUGGGGACAUGCAUGGGAAUCAUUCGAUCAACGGCAUCCUGGGUGGUUCGUCGUGUGAUGAGGACAGUGACACCGAAUCGGAACCGGGAAUUACACUUAAGCGCAAGCAACGCCGAUCCAGGACAACCUUCAACGGUGAACAGUUGGAGGCAUUGGAAAUUGCCUUCAGCCGUACUCAGUACCCGGACGUGUACACCCGUGAGGAGCUUGCCCAGAAGACGAAACUUACCGAGGCACGGGUACAGGUGUGGUUCUCAAAUCGACGUGCGCGUCUUCGCAAGCACAUGAGCUCCCAGCAGAUGGUGGCUUUCGGCGCCUCGCAGUAUCCUUCGCAGUUCGAGCAACAGGCCGCUGCUGUGGCUGCAGUUACGGCAUCGUCCGGUUCCGGGUCGGGUUCACCGAUGGGAGCUGGUGCCUGGUCACAAUGCUACUCAUCGUCACCGAACCAAACUGCUUCAAUCCACGCAGCGUCACAAUCGUCCUACAACCCGCUGGCCCAAACUAUGAUCCAUCCCACUUCAGCCACCAUGAGCCCGCCGGCUUCGAUGAGCCCGCCUAGUUCAAUCAGCCCACCGGUGUCGCAUGCCGGAGCUCACUCCACCUCCGCUUCCCCCAUUCCGCAGAACUCCACCACCGGUGGCAUGACCGUAACCAGCAGUGGCACACAGUCGACCGGAUACAACUACUUCUCCAUGUUGGACAGCAACCCGCAACAUGUCCAGCUGCAUCCACAUCACGCCCACGCCACCCAUCACCAUGCCGGUCAAAUUAGUGCCGCUCAAUCGUACGCAACAGUCUACCCAUCCGCCACGACCACUGCCAACAUUGACACCAACACGCAGUGGCAGCGUUCCGGCAGCGUUUCGCACAAAUCGUCCACCAGCGAGUGGGACGCUUAUAGCUCAUUUUUCUCCAACAAUAUGGGCCACCACCAUCAUGCACACGGUCACCCACACUACUCGUCGGCGGCAGCAGCUGCAGCGGUAGCGGCCGAAGCUAAAUCUGGCUAUCCCUACUUCGGACAACUGGGGGGACUGGAAAUGAGUCGACUGCACUGCUAGGAUAUUGCUGGGUAAAACGGAUGAUAGUGUUCGGUUUUAACAAAGAAAUUCAUAGCUAAGCUGUAUAAUAUCAACAGGAUUGAUAGUUGGUUUUACGUAAAAAUUUGAAAAUGAAAAUUUUAUCAACUCCACGCGUAAAAAAACUGUAUGUACAAUGUUACCUCAAUGAUGAUGUUUAAAUAGGUUAAGGUUAGAAUUAAUUCGUAAAACCUACACCAAGGCUUUCAUUGUUUGCGAAAUUCACUCUUACAUAAAUGUUCAUCUUAGCGAUUGAAAACUAUUAUUUGUAUAAAAUAAAUCAGAACAGAAGUAUUAGAUAAAUCACAGAUAGCUUGUAAGCAUUGAACACGCAAUGCUUUUUUUCUUGUAUAUUAAGUUAGCAGAUAGGAGCAUAAUUUAUAAUAAAAUUAAUACCCGAUGAUUGUACUGAAUACAUUUAAGAAGUUGACUUGAAAAACAAUAAAU
Molecule: messenger RNA, 4295 nt
Organism: Anopheles funestus (African malaria mosquito)
Lineage: Eukaryota; Metazoa; Arthropoda; Insecta; Diptera; Culicidae
Product: protein gooseberry-like
Exons: 3
Coding region: 2325-3830 (501 amino acids)
Biological process (GO): regulation of transcription by RNA polymerase II; anatomical structure development
Molecular function (GO): DNA-binding transcription factor activity, RNA polymerase II-specific; RNA polymerase II cis-regulatory region sequence-specific DNA binding
Source: RefSeq, a predicted model, not a curated record